Messenger RNA from Tilletiaria anomala UBC 951, 2943 nucleotides. RefSeq lists its product as uncharacterized. NCBI's taxonomy places the organism in Eukaryota, Fungi, Basidiomycota, Exobasidiomycetes, Georgefischeriales, Tilletiariaceae. Gene Ontology annotation, cellular component: cytoplasm. Bases 89 to 2863 code for a protein of 924 amino acids. Gene Ontology annotation, molecular function: metal ion binding; phosphoribosyl-ATP diphosphatase activity; phosphoribosyl-AMP cyclohydrolase activity. The record is from RefSeq and is a predicted model, not a curated record. Gene Ontology annotation, biological process: L-histidine biosynthetic process. The transcript is spliced from 2 exons.
CUCAUUCAUUGCAAUCUACGGGCGUUGAGCUGAAUUUGACAUUGUCAUAACGACGUUCAAGGAACGGCCUCGAGAACAUUGACACAACAUGUCACAGCAGCAGCUCAGCGUGCCAUUGCUACCAGUUCUGGAGGGCGGCGUGCUGCCCUCGCCAACAGAGCUCGCCAUCUUCGCACGCAGCGUCCCCCUUGUCAUCCCCUUCGCUGCGCUCAAAUCCGCGUUCUCGCAGCUCAAGCCCAAAGGCGGUAAUGGUUCAACUAGGCAGCAAGCAUACAUCGUCAGCCUGGAUGAGACUUCGACCGAGAGCGCAGCAAGUGACAUCCUCAAUGAUGGCGCCGAGGUUGUCUUCACACCCAAUGGCGACCUCCUCGAGCAUGGGCUCCCUGCCGAGCGAGUCGUCCUAUCCAUCUCUCCCGACACGGCGUUGCCGCUAUCAGACUUUCUGGAAAAACACUCUGAUUUAGCGGGACUCCAUGUUACUUUGCCAGCGGGUCUGCAAGCUUCAUCAGCACAAGCCGGCGAGCUGCUCGCCAGUUACAGCAAGUUGUUGGACACUAAGAAGACUGGCAAAGCUCUCUUUGUCUCCUUAUCUGCGGGACAAACUGCCUCCGUCGAAGAUGUGAAACUCCUUGCUUCCACUUACAGCGCAUCUCUUCUCGUCGCUUCCACCCUGCUAUCGUUCUCAGAGAACGUAGAUCAGACACCAUCCGACAAGCUAGACUUUGCCACUGCAUUCUUCUCGCCUUUGGGGUCCGAUCGCACCGACGGUCUGUUCCCCACGAUUGUAACUUCGACGCUCGGCCAAUCUCUGGGACUUGUCUACUCGUCUCAAGCAUCUCUUCGGGCCUCCCUUCUCAGCGGCUGCGGAACUUAUCAGUCGCGCAAUCGUGGAUUGUGGCAGAAGGGUCUGACAAGCGGGGCCACCCAGCAUGUCCGGCAGAUCCGAUUCGACUGCGACUUUGAUGCAAUCGAAUUCCGAGUCACACAGAAUGCGGGAAAGAAUGGCGAGAGCUUCUGCCAUUUGCCGGUCAGGGACUCAUGCUUUGGCCCCCUCACUGGCCUCGAAAGGCUGCAGCACACGAUCCAGCAGCGCAAAAGGAACGCGCCGGCCGGAUCUUACACUGCGCGGCUCUUCAGCGAUGAACAGCUACUCGGCGCAAAAAUCAGGGAAGAGGCCCAAGAGCUGAUCGAUGCCAAGGAUGUCGACAAAGAACACGUCGCAUUUGAGAUGGCGGACUUGAUGUACUUUGCCUUCGUUCGCUGCGCAAAAGCUGGCGUCACUCUCGAGGAUGUGGAGGAGGCGCUUGAAGGAAAAGCCAAAAAAGUGCAGAGGAGGAAGGGAGAUGCCAAACCGGCUUUUGUAAAUGGUGGCUCUGCAGCAACUGUCGCCACAGCAGCCCAAGCAGCUCCUGCAAGCACGGAACAAGGAUCCACGCCUGCUCCGUCCGACGAUAUCAAGAUGGCCUCAUAUCGCCUGUCGGAUCUCUCCCCGCAGCAAAAGAUCGAUCUGCUCAAGCGUCCGUCGAUCAAAUCUGGCGCUAUCAUGGAUAUUGCGCGGCCAAUUCUAUCUGCCGUACGCGAGCGUGGAGACGCAGCGCUGCUCGAAUACACAGCCAAGUUCGACCGCUGUUCGUGCCUUAAGUCACCCGUCCGUUUCCCUCCGUUUGUCGAUGACGAAGUCAUGCGCAAGAUCAAGCCGGAAGUCAAGAAUGCCAUCGAUGUCGCAUAUCGAAAUAUCCAUGCCUUCCACAAGGCACAGAAGGCUACGACAGGCAACAAAAAGGCAGAGGAAGCCGGUUGUCAGGCAGCUGGUAUAACAGGCGCGUUCGAAGAUGCAGAGGACGCAGUCCUGGAGAUGGAGACUCAGCCUGGUGUGGUUUGCAGACGUUUUGCUCGUCCGAUCCAGCGCGUUGGUCUCUAUGUGCCGGGUGGAACCGCCGUCCUACCUUCCACGGCGCUCAUGCUUGGCGUGCCGGCCAAGGUUGCUAAAUGCCCGACCAUUGUGCUCGCGACCCCUCCCCGUCAGGAUGGAAGCAUCGCUCCGGAGGUGUUAUAUGUCGCGUCCCUCGUAGGUGCCACUUGUAUUCUGGCUGCCGGUGGGGCACAAGCGGUCGCUGCAAUGGCGUACGGCACGGAGACUGUGCCCAAGGUGGACAAGAUCGUCGGUCCUGGCAACCAGUUCGUCACCGCUGCCAAGAUGAUUGUACAAAAUGAGACGGAUACCCUCGUCAGCAUCGACAUGCCCGCCGGUCCAAGUGAAGUGCUGGUCAUCGCAGAUGCAAGCGCCGACCCGGCUUUCGUGGCAAGCGAUCUCCUCUCGCAGGCAGAGCAUGGCCCGGACAGCCAGGUAGUGCUCGUCGCUAUCGCAUUGAAUGAAAGUCAGCUCAAAGCCAUCGAACGUGAGCUGGACACGCAGGCAAAGCGACUGCCUCGCGUAGGGACAGUGCGCAAGGCGAUCGAGAAGAGUGUCACAAUCGUGGUCAAUGACCGCAAGCAGGCCAUCGACUGGAGCAAUGCCUAUGCACCCGAACACCUAAUUCUCCAAGUGGAGGAUGCGGAGGAGAUGGUCAAGAGCGUCGAAAACGCCGGCUCUGUCUUUGUCGGAAUGUGGUCUCCAGAGAGUUGUGGAGAUUAUGCAUCCGGCACGAACCACACGCUGCCAACGUAUGGUUUCGCGCGGCAGUACUCGGGUGUCUCAACGUCCACCUUCGAGAAGCACAUCACCAGCCAAUCGCUCACAUCCGAAGGGCUGCAGGGCCUUGGUCCUCACGUUGUUCAUCUCGCCGAAUGCGAAGGGCUCGAGGCCCACGCCCAAGCGGUUCGGGUUCGCUUACAGGCCUUGCAAAAGAGAGCCACAGCUUGACUUCCCCCGCAACACCUUGAAAUAGACUUUUGAAAUGCAAAAUGUUCGAUGUAGCUUGCGAUUCAAAUAAAUGGAAAAGU